This is a messenger RNA of Salmo salar (Atlantic salmon), 628 nucleotides long. The record is from RefSeq and is a predicted model, not a curated record. NCBI's taxonomy places the organism in Eukaryota, Metazoa, Chordata, Actinopteri, Salmoniformes, Salmonidae.
UUGUAAAUAUGCUUCACAUCCACUUAACUUACUCUUUUUUAGUAAACUAUACAAAAUUUCCUUCAAAGGCAAACGGACAUCUAUCUCAACAAUGAUGUUCAGCUUGAUGCUGGUCCUACUGGUCCCCGUGGCGGUACAGUCCUCCCUGCAUCCAGUGGACUGUAACGAGGUGUACCAAUCAGGUUCUGGACAGAAUGGGGUUUACACUAUUUAUCCUGCAGGAUCCACCUCACCUGUCCAGGUGUUCUGUGAGAUGUCGAUGGACAGUGCAUAUCCAGGAAAGUGGACGGUGAUUCAGAAAAGACAGGGUGGAUCAGUGAACUUCCACUGGAAGUGGAAUGAGUACAAGAGUGGGUUUGGGAGCGCAGCUGGAGAGUACUGGCUGGGACUGGAGACGAUGCAUCUCCUGACUAUGAGAAAGACCUAUGAGCUGAGGGUGGACAUGGAGGACUUUGAGGGGAAGAAGGUCUAUGCUCAGUACUCCUCCUUCUCUGUUGGACCAGAGGCUGAAGGGUACCCUCUAAAGCUGGGUUCAUUCAAAGAUGGAGGAGCAGGAGAUUCCAUGACUCAUCACAGUGGUCAGAAAUCUCUGUUCUUAUCCUCAGGAGAUUCUAUGACAUCACAGUGA